Messenger RNA from Sycon ciliatum, 3144 nucleotides. Its product is annotated as alpha-protein kinase vwkA-like. The record is from RefSeq and is a predicted model, not a curated record. Gene Ontology annotation, biological process: protein phosphorylation. Bases 76 to 2304 code for a protein of 742 amino acids. Gene Ontology annotation, cellular component: cytoplasm. The transcript has a single exon. Gene Ontology annotation, molecular function: ATP binding; protein serine/threonine kinase activity. NCBI's taxonomy places the organism in Eukaryota, Metazoa, Porifera, Calcarea, Leucosolenida, Sycettidae.
UUGGCAGAAGUCAGGUCGUACAAGUCAGAAAGGUUUCUUACAGCAAGUUUUGUUGACGAGUUUGCCGGUCUUGGCAUGGGUGAAAUCUUCUCGGUGAAACUUGGAUUCAGCUCAUACACUGCCCUGGCUGAAAGAAACAAUAUUCUUAUCGUUUCGCUGACGUUGGGCAGGGAAACUAUGGCGUCCUCGGGUGAUGAGUCCUCUCUCUCCUGCUACUCGGACGGCGAAGUGGAGAAGGGAGGUGCGCGAGCUGUGAACAGCGUUGCUUCAGGUGUGAACGUCACCCGGCUGCCAGAGAGUGUAGGGGCCAAUGGACUUGGUGACCGUCGCCUCGAAACGCCUCUUGCCGCACUGCGUGAUAUGAGAAUUGAUGGAGCUGGUGCAACUAGCGGCGUAAUGAGCCCCGAGGAUAUCGAGCGUACACUGUUAGACGGUGGGGCUGAAGAAGCCGAGGAAGUGGAAAAUGUAGCUGACGAAGGAAAUGUUGCAACCCUUUUGUAUGGUGAACCAAUAGCUGCGGCGGAGAACGAAAGAAGGUGGUCGUACAGCGAAGACUUAUCGUCAGAUCCAAGUGAAGUGAGGCUGAAUGUUGAGCUUCUGGGCGCUGCUGAAGCAAGCGUAGUUUCUUGUGCGGAUACUGAUGGGGCAGCAACCCCUAUGCCUGCGAACCGCUAUGAGCGAGUGAACACCCCUUCCAGGGAAUACACGGUCAAGGCAAUGCCCAGUCAUGUACAGGACCCAGCUGAGCGAGAGAGGUUGAAGAAAGAGUAUGCACGUAAGCUGGCAGAGAAACAACGCGGUGUGAACGAAAUUAACCGGCAGCUACGCAUCUCCGAAGAAGUUGACCUUUGCUUUAUGGUUGACGCCACGGGCAGCAUGCAAAGGUGGAUAGAUGCUGUCAUGAGCAAUAUUGGAAAGCUGUACAAGAGAAUGCAAAAGCUGUAUGGCAAAAUGUGCUGCAUGCGGGUCGCAUUCGUUGCCUACACCGAUUACGAUGUGAAGCGUCGUGACCGUGUCAAAGUGUUUGCGUUCGACUACGAUCCAGAGAAGUUCCAGAAGUUUCUGAGCACAAUACGGGCGGAUGGCGGUGACGAUCAGGCGGAGGAUAUCAUGAUCGGUUUUGACGCAGUUACUACCAAGCUCCAGUGGCGCAAGGACGUAACAAAACUGCUGAUACACAUUGCCGAUGCCCCCUGCCAUGGCAGUGAUUACCAUGACGAUGCCAACGACAAAUACCCGAACGGGGACCCAGACGGCUACCAUCCUGAUGACAUGAUGAAAGCUUUGGCUGAAGAAGAGAUCCAGUACUUCUUCGGACGGAUCAACGGCUCAACAGACAGAAUGAUUCGCUGUUUCGACAGGAUGUUGCGUGCUCACUCUCCUUCAGAGAAGCAGCUAUCAAUCACAUCUUUUAACGUGACCGACCCAGACACAGGCCACUUCAUUGACCAUCUUGAGAACGCAGUCCAAUGUAGUAUUCAACAUUCACUGGAAGGGUUGAGGGGCACACCGCGACAAGCAGUGAAGCUAAUGAACGAAACCCAAGGCAUUCCGGAACACUUCCACGGCAUUCCGGACCGAAAGGGUGUAGCCAAAACGUUUGCCAUGCCAGAAAGCAUUGACCAGCUGCUAGCAGGAGGAGAACUGGUCAUGACUACUCACGAGGCAUGUGUUCGGAUUGCGCCCAAACCGUUCGCAAUGGGAAGCUUUCGCCUGGCAUACCAUGCAUUUGACACGAUCCAUGACAAGCGAUUGGUUGUCAAGCAAAGCCAGUUCCAGGAAAUCCAGUUCAAUCGGAUGAAACGCUACCUGGAGGAUGCUGAGGUCCAAGCUGCAGCAGCCAGGUUUCUAACUGAGUUCAAGAAAGUUGUGCCCGGAGGCCUCCUCAGUGAGUACGACAUCAAGAUGGUCGUUGCAAAGGUGAUGGCAUUUGAGGGCGUUGCAGAAGGCGAUCGCUACAUGGCCAUGGAGGCUUUGCUACGCGUGGGUCCACGCGGCUUCAUCAAGUUCAAUAACAACGGCCGAUAUGUUCGAGAGGAUGAGACAGAGCUAAACCACCUUGUUCAGGCAUUCUCCCACUGGACGUGGGUUGCUUCCAAGAAGCGCAUGCUUGUCGUGGAUCUGCAAGGGGCCGUCAUUGGCCGGAAGUUGUAUCUAACUGACCCAGUCAUCCACAGCAAGGAUCUCCUUCGAUUCGGCCAUGGUGGUAACCAUGGCAGCAGUGGUAUGAUCUCCUUCUUCAAGUCACACAAGUGUAAUGAUGUGUGCGAUGUCUUGAAGAUCCGAGAAAUGAGGCUGCUUUAGAUGAAGGCCGAAUGCAACGUCGGCAUAGGAUGUGUAUUCCUGCAGUAAUCCGGUCCUAACACACAGCGGCCUGUUAUCUCUAUGGCUUUUCUUAUUAUGUUUACUUUGCUUCAAUGCUCAUUAUUCAAGGACCGGCUAGCUAGAACACAAGAACUGUAUUCUCUACUCAGCAUUUCGAGGUAAACAACUGUUCUGCAAUGACCGUACUCAGGGCCGCCGGAAACCAGUCCGCUUGGUCCGGUGACAGCCGGACCAACUCUGGCUCAGGUCAUCUCCUGGGAUUCGUCUAUAACCGGGGAGAAAAAGUUCUGGGUACAUAAUUGUAUUAUCGAUCAUGCAUACUUGUACAUGUACAUAAUAACAUCUUGCCACCCGUAUCCAUUCUCUCAAACUCAAUCUGUGUCCACCUCACCUCCACUGUUUCAACUGGUUCUCUUCCCGUAGCACGAGAAACUCCCUUCCCCUUCCGAAACCUAAGUCUUUCUUUCUACUUCACUCUCCCUUUUUCACUGCGUACUCUGCGUGGCUGGCACUUCCCCAAGAAGCUAAAGACCUUUCUUCCCUCCGCCUUUUUAAGAGCCUUGUCGCACCUUACUUUGAUUUUGUGUUUCUCAUUUUGUUGCAAUCACUGCUUAUCCAUGCCGGUUCCUUUUUUCUUCUCCUCCCCUUCUCCCUUCCUUGCCGUGGUUGGCUAACACCCUCUCUCUUUGUAUUGGCCGGUGUUCUCACUGUGCUAUGAGAUGCUGUGAUAAAUAAAUUACAUGCACCCAUACUCCCAUAGUAGGCCAAACAUUGUUUAAAAUGUGAUAAAAAUAAUUGUACAUUGAUAUCCAUGCAAAA